UACCCUCUCCAUUAAACCCCCUCCUCUCUCACUGACUCCUUGUAGAUGCUGGUUUUAAGCUUACCCAUUUCCCCGUUUUGACAGAUUUUGCUUCCACCAUCUCCUUCUUCGUUCUGGGGCUGUUUCUGUUCUCUGUUCACCGGAAUCAAUGGCGUUUUCCGACGAGAACAAUCCCAACUUGAUGAUCAAACCCACUGGGUUUCUUCCAGGAGGAGGGUUGGAGAACAGAGGGAGGGCUUUUGGGCAGGAGAUUAGUAGAACUAAUAAUCGAAGAGCUCUUAAUGAUAUCAAUCAGAAUUAUCAAGCUUACCCUUGUGUUGUUAACAAGAGAGCUCUCUCAGGGAAGCAAGAAAUCUAUGAGAAAAAGCAGGUUGAUCCAUUUCAUAGACCGAUUACGAGGAAGUUUGCAGCUCAGAUUGCUAGUAGUCAACAGCUUCAUCAGCCACAAGGAACUAAUAAGCCUAACUCAUUUCUUUCAAACUCAAAUGCGUUUGGACAUUCCAUAUUUGUAGACGAGGAUUGCAAAACACUAGAAAAUGAUCAUCCAGUUCCCAUGUUCUUGGAGAAACCAGAACCAUCAUCAUUGUCUCAGGAAGCAACCCAAAUGGCGGAGGUUGAAAUGGAGGAUAUCACAGAUGAACAUGACGACCCGGUAAUUGAUAUCGAUGGUGUCGAUUCCACAAACCCGCUUGCCGUUGUCGAUUAUGUCGAUGAUCUCUAUGCACACUACAGAAAACUAGAGAAUUCGAGCUGUGUUUCCCCGAAUUACAUGACGAAACAAUUCGACAUUAAUGAGAAAAUGAGAGCUAUACUGAUCGACUGGCUUAUAGAGGUGCACGACAAGUUUGAUCUCAUCGGAGAAACAUUGUUUCUCACUGUGAAUCUGAUAGACAGAUUCUUGUCGCAAAAAACAGUUGUGAGGAAGAAACUUCAGCUGGUUGGUUUGGUUUCUAUGCUCUUAGCUUGCAAAUAUGAAGAAGUUUCUGUCCCUGUUGUCGGAGAUUUGAUUCUUAUUUCUGAUAAAGCUUACUCUAGAAAAGAAGUUCUUGAAAUGGAGACAGUGAUGCUCAACUGUCUGCAGUUCAAUAUGUCGGUUCCGACACCCUUUGUGUUCCUCCGAAGGUUCCUUAAAGCAGCUCAAUCUAACAAAAAGCUUGAGCUAUUGGCGUUCUUCUUGAUCGAGCUCUCGCUCGUGGAGUAUGAAAUGCUGCGAUUCCCGCCCUCUCUGCUGGCGGCGGCAGCGACUUACACAGCUCAAUGUACUCUCACCGGAGUCAAGGGGUGGAGCCGGACAUGCCAGUGGCAUUCUAGCUACUCGGAAGAUCAGCUACUAGAAUGCUCGAGACUGAUGGUGGGGUUCCAUCAGAGAGCGGCGACAGGGAAGCUCACCGGGGUUCAUCGGAAGUACUGUACAUCGAAAUUUAACUACACGGCGAAAUGUGAACCUGCACAUUUUCUUUUGCAGACUCUGCAAUAGCCACAGAACAGAACAUGUAUAGCUUUUUACUAACAACGUUACAUGAAUGUUCGAAAAUUGGGCGACGGGGUGGGGACAAUUGGUCGGCCGGAGGCGACUGCCAUGGCAGGACAGGGCAACAACAACAAUAAUGGAAGAACAACCAGAUGGUUGUUGUGUUUUCUUUUGUUGUCUGUUUCAUUUUUAAGGUUGUUACAUGAAAUAUGAGAUAGCAAACAUAUAAUUCAGUGACAAACAAUAAUAUUUGACAUUUUGGCCAAAUUUUCUAACUUCAA
Molecule: messenger RNA, 1752 nt
Organism: Cucurbita pepo subsp. pepo (vegetable marrow)
Lineage: Eukaryota; Viridiplantae; Streptophyta; Magnoliopsida; Cucurbitales; Cucurbitaceae
Product: G2/mitotic-specific cyclin-2
Biological process (GO): mitotic cell cycle phase transition
Molecular function (GO): cyclin-dependent protein serine/threonine kinase regulator activity
Source: RefSeq, a predicted model, not a curated record